This is a messenger RNA of Lotus japonicus, 1954 nucleotides long. Its product is annotated as probable pectate lyase 8. Gene Ontology annotation, molecular function: pectate lyase activity. Lineage: Eukaryota; Viridiplantae; Streptophyta; Magnoliopsida; Fabales; Fabaceae. Bases 86 to 1387 code for a protein of 433 amino acids. The transcript has 7 exons. The record is from RefSeq and is a predicted model, not a curated record.
UCUUUCUAGCUUCAUUCAUUCAUUCAUUCUCUCCCUUUCUUCACAACACCAAAACAGAGUGACCACAACCACCAAUCAAUCAACAAUGGAGGUGCAGUUCAAUCUCUGCUUCCUCCUCAUUACGCUUCUUCUGGCUACCACCAAAGCCAACCAAUCAAGGGUUGUGGAGAGAGAAGAGACAUUGCAGAUUCAGAGCUUGAAGAAUUCGUCAAUGGCGGAAAGGUCUUUCAACGAGCAUGCAGUUGAAAAUCCAGAGGAGAUUGCUUCCAUGGUUGAAACAAGCAUACGCAAUCACACGCAAAGAAGGAACCUAAAUUUCUUCUCAUGCGGGACCGGGAACCCAAUCGACGACUGCUGGCGCUGCGACAAGCGGUGGUACCUCCGCCGAAAGCGACUAGCCAACUGCGCCAUCGGAUUCGGCCGCAACUCCAUCGGCGGCCGCGACGGAAGGUACUACGUCGUAACAAACCCCAACGACGACGACGCCGUCAACCCUAGACCCGGCACCCUCCGUUACGCCGUCAUUCAAGACAAACCCUUAUGGAUCGUGUUCAAGAGAGACAUGGUGAUCACUCUCAAGCAAGAACUCAUCAUGAACAGCUUCAAGACCAUCGAUGGUCGCGGUGCCAAUGUUCACAUCGCGUUUGGAGCUUGCAUCACGAUCCAGUUUGUCACGAAUGUGAUCAUCCAUGGUGUUCAUAUCCAUGAUUGUAAGCCGACUGGGAAUGCCAUGGUUCGAAGCUCUCCGUCGCAUUAUGGAUGGAGGACAAUGGCUGAUGGUGAUGGGAUUUCGAUCUUUGGGUCGAGUCAUAUUUGGAUUGACCACAAUUCGCUUUCUAAUUGUGCUGAUGGACUCGUUGAUGCUAUUAUGGGGUCUACUGCGAUUACCAUUUCUAACAACUUCUUCACUCGCCACAAUGAGGUGAUACUGCUGGGUCACAGUGAUACUUAUGUGCGUGAUAAGCAGAUGCAAGUAACCAUUGCAUUCAACCAUUUUGGGGAGGGUCUUAUUCAAAGAAUGCCAAGGUGUAGACAUGGUUAUUUCCACGUGGUAAACAAUGACUAUACCCACUGGGAAAUGUAUGCGAUUGGAGGCAGUGCUAAUCCAACAAUUAACAGCCAAGGCAACAGAUACCUUGCCCCUGUGAACCCUUUUGCUAAGGAGGUGACAAAGAGAGUGGAUACAGGGGCAGGUGUAUGGAGAGGUUGGAAUUGGAGGUCACAGGGAGACCUUCUGCUGAAUGGAGCCUUUUUCACUCCUUCAGGUGCAGGGGCUGCUGCAAGCUAUGCUAGAGCUUCAAGUUUGUCUGCAAAAUCAUCUUCUUUAGUUGGUACCCUUACCUCUGGCUCUGGUGUUCUUAACUGCCGCAGGGGUGCCAUGUGUUAAUACCAACAACAAGCACUAUCUACAACCAAAGGAGUAAAUGGAGAACAUCCAAAUUCCAAAGCAAAUUAAAAUUAAAGAAAGUAAUUCUAAAAAAUUACAAGAGAGAGAGAGAAAGAAAAUGAAAAAGCAAAGGAAGAAAGAAAAGUUUUAAUUCUUUUUCCUCUUAUUAUUUCCUUUGUUAUAGAUGUAUUGAGUGAGUUUGCACUAUUGUAUUAACUUUGGACACACCCAUUGUUUGUCUUGUCUGUCACUGGUUAGAUAUUGGGGGAAAGAAAACUGUACAUUUUAUGUGAACUGUUAUCAAAUUGAUAACAAUGAUUCCUCUAGAAGUCCGUCUCCCUUCAAUUUUCCAAGGGAAACAAAACGAAUUUUACUCUCUUCCCCAGUAGUGCUGUAUGGUCUUCUUGACCAUUUCUACUAAUACACCUCGAGUAUGUUUGCGUGCCCUUCAUUUACAGAACAUUUGAUUUGCCCGAAAUGAUAUGGGCAUUGAUAUGGGCAUGCAAGGGAUAACAUGGAAUGUAUUGUUGAAAUAGUUGGUGUUCAAAUCAGAAUUUUAUUUUCUUA